UCUUUCAAACGACCACCUGUUAUUCAGUGCUGUGGCUGUGUUCUACCAGAUAUGUCGUGUCUGGUGCUGCUGUGUCUGCUGCCCCUUGCUUUGGGGCAGAAUAUCGUCCAGAAUGGAGACAUGGAAACAAUGGAUCAUUGGAACUGUUGGAAUUUUCAUUGUGAGCUGACCACUGAUCAUCAUAGUGGACAGCAUGGAAUCAAGGUCACGGGCAGAACCCACUAUUACGAAGGGCCCGCACAGUCCCUCAAUGGCCUUACGCCUAACGGACGAUAUAAAGUCGAUGGAUGGGUAAAACUGCUGAACGACCAGGCCGGACAACUAGGACAAAAGAUACAGUUGGAAGUGUCUGUUGAACUUAACACUGGGAAUAAGGCAUACAUCCCUGUUGCCGUCAGUCCCCUCGCGAGAUCCUCCGACGGCUGGAUUCACCUCACUGGGGACUUCAACGCUCCUUCUGGGGUUAUAAAAUCGUCCACUGUGUACUACCAAGGCCCGUCAGGUGGUAUAAACUUUAUUGCCGACUCCGUGUCUGUGACACCCCUGGUAGCCAACACCCACUGGCGUGCAGAAUCCGAUGCCACUAUAGAGAGGAUGAGGAAAAGUGACAUCAACUUUCACGUCACCACUUCUGGAGGCAUUUCCGACAAUCAAGUUGAAAUUGACGUGAUUCAAACCAACAAAUCGUUUGCAUUCGGAACCGCUAUAAAGGUUGGCGAUUAUCUCAGUGGCGACCAGAGAUACAUAUCCUUCAUCAACAAGCACUUCAACUGGGCAGUCACAGAGAAUGCUCUCAAAUGGAAAUGGGAGGAACCUCAGAAGGGUAACAUCAACAUCGACGGGGCAAUCAACGCCAUCAAGAAGCUGAGAUCUAACGGAAUCAAGGUGCGAGGUCACAACAUUGUCUGGUCUGGGACUCCGUUUAUUCAACCGUGGGUUCAAGCCCUUCGUGGUCAGGCACUGAAGGACACAGUAAAAAACCAUAUACAAGACAUUGUUGGACGAACCAAGGACCUCGUGGAACACUGGGACGUCAACAACGAGAACCUCCACUUAUUCUGGUACCAGAACACUCUCAACGACAGAGACUACAACCUAGAAAUAUUCCGUAUCGCUCAUCAAGCUGGUCCCAAUGUUAAAAUGUUCCUCAAUGACUACGGUGUUGUGGCAUCAGGCGGGCUGACUGGAGCAUACCGUGAACAGGCCAUCAGAUUCAAGAACGCGCACGUCGGUCUUUAUGGAGUCGGUGUCCAGUGUCACUUUGGAAACAAUGUUGAACCCGACCCAACGCUCAUCAAGGAACAUCUAGAUACCAUAGCACAAGCUGGCGUUCCUAUCUGGGUCACUGAACUCGAUGUCACAAAUGCUGAUGAACACAAACGAGCAGACUGGUACGAGACAGCUCUGAGGUCGUUCUAUGGCCACCCAGCUGUUGAAGGAAUCAUGUUCUGGGGAUUCUGGAGUAACAAACACUUCCGAGGGGAACCAGCCGCACUGGUAUCCGGAGAUUCGUUUAGGAUAAACGCCGCCGGUCAACGUUUCCUUGACCUCACAGAGAAACAAUGGAUGACAAACGAAAACCAUAAGCUCUCGCAAUCUGGCAAGAACUUUAAAGUCCGCGGUUUCCAUGGCGACUACACCAUUAAAGUCAAGGUCAACGGGAAGGAAGUUCCCUCCCUCGCGCAGACAUUUACCUUGGGUAAAUCGGCUCACACUGUAAAUCUCAACGUCCACCAAUAGUAGAAUCAAUAAAAUGAGUAAGACACUU
Messenger RNA from Haliotis rubra (blacklip abalone), 1768 nucleotides. Its product is annotated as endo-1,4-beta-xylanase 1-like. Gene Ontology annotation, molecular function: hydrolase activity, hydrolyzing O-glycosyl compounds. The coding region runs from base 52 to 1740 and encodes 562 amino acids. The transcript is spliced from 12 exons. Gene Ontology annotation, biological process: carbohydrate metabolic process. Lineage: Eukaryota; Metazoa; Mollusca; Gastropoda; Lepetellida; Haliotidae. The record is from RefSeq and is a predicted model, not a curated record.